This is a messenger RNA of Alligator mississippiensis (American alligator), 4298 nucleotides long. It is a transcript of the gene MTMR11, whose product is annotated as myotubularin related protein 11. The record is from RefSeq and is a predicted model, not a curated record. The transcript is spliced from 17 exons. Lineage: Eukaryota; Metazoa; Chordata; Crocodylia; Alligatoridae. Bases 88 to 2220 code for a protein of 710 amino acids.
CGGAGCCGCAGCCGCAGCCGCAGCCGGAGCCCAGCGCCCGGGCCGGGGUCCCCGCGCGUCCCCGCUCCGGGCUCCGGGCAUGGGACCAUGCUGCCCGCCGCCAAGAGCUCCUUCAAGGUCCGGCAGCAGGAGCCGGGCGCGGGGCCCAGAGGUCCAAAGUUCUCCAACGCCAAGAGGAACAGGCCCUGCCAGGCUUUCCCCGGGAUCCCAGGCGAGUUCGUGCUGGAAGCAGCACCCGGCGUGCGGAGGAGCCUCGGUGCCAGCCUGAGGUUUGACUCCAUCCCGGGUACUCUGUUCUGCACCAACCGGAGGGUUGCUUUUGUGCCGGACGUGCCCCCCGGGGCCAAGGCACAUCCACGCUGCUCCUUCCUGCACAGCGAAUACGACGUGGCCCUACCUUGCAUCGGGAAGCUCGUAGCAGCCAGCAGCGUGUCCAAGGCCAAGGUGCUGACAGCCAGCUCCAGCCUCAAGUUCAUGCCCGAGGAGCUGGUCCUGUACUGCAGGGAUUUCCGCGUGCUGCAUUUCCGCUUCCCCGAGAGUGGGCUGGAGCCGGGCGCCUUCCGGGUGACAAUGGCCAUCGCUCGGGCCCAGGAGAGUGACAGGGAUGUGGCAGCCUGGUCCGACUCCACCCAGCUGAGGAACCUGGAGAACGCCCAGCGGAGCCCCGAGGAGGAGGGGGAGGAAGAUCCGGCGCCCACGCUGCUCUUCAAGAGCCUCCAGGACUGGGAGCAGGAGCUGCGGCGCCUGGGGCCCGCAGGCUGGCGGGUCAGUGUGGCCAAUGAGCGCUUCGACAUGGCCACCAGCCUCCCCCGGUACCUCUGGGUGCCUGGCCAGCUGCUGGACAACGAACUCAAACGAGCCUUUGCCCACUUCAACCAGCGACGCAUCCCAAGGCUCUGCUGGCGGCACCCUGGGGGCAGUGACCUGCUGCGUGCUGCGAGCUUCCAUGCUGCCUCGGACCCUGAGAAGGAGGACACAAGGGCAGUGGAGGCACUGCUGCUGGCUGGGCAUGCGCGAUGCGUGGUCGUGGACACAGUGGCCGACUUGCCCAGCUCCACCGAGAUCCAGUUGGCCCAUGUGCGGCUCCGCACCCUCUGCUCGCCCGACCCCGCCGUGGCUGAUGAGAAGUGGCUGUCUGCGCUGGAGGGGACCCACUGGUUGGACCACGUCAGGGCCUGCGUGAGGAAGGCUAGCGAUGUGGCUGUGCUGCUGGCAGAGAGGCGCUGCUCUGUUGUGCUACAAGAGUCGGACGACCGAGACCUCAACUGCCUGGUGGCCUCGCUGGUGCAGCUGCUGGCCGACCCCCACGCUCGCACCCAGCUGGGCUUCCAGAACCUGGUGCAGCGGGAGUGGGUGGCAGCCGGACAUCCCUUUGCCCAGCGCCUCAACCUCUGCCGGGAUGGCGACCGAGGCGAGGCUCCAGUGUUUCAGCUCUUCCUGGACUGCGCCUGGCAGCUGCUGCGGCAGUUCCCAGCUGCCUUUGCCUUCACCGAGGCCUAUCUCCUGGCCCUGCACGACAGCAGCUACGUGCCUUUCUUCAGCACCUUCCUCUUCAGCUGUCAGUGGGAGCGGAGCCGUGGGGGCCAGCACCGGGCCUCCAGCCAGCUGUACACACCCGUCAAUGGCUGGCGGGACGCCGCCAACCUGGAGAUCCUGCCGCAGGCCCCAGUGGGAGGGGGUGCUUGCCUUCCCCCUGUCUGGGCCUGGGCGCUGCACUACAGUGCCCAGCAGCGGGCGCAGUUCCAGAACCCCAUCUACACUAGGGCCAGUGAUGGGCACAUGGCCCCGCCGGGCUGCAGCAAGCUGAAAGCCACCCUGUCUGAGACUGGGGCUGUGUUCCUCCUGGCCCGGGGGGGCUUGGCCCCGCAACCCCACCUCUUCCCCUGGAAGAACGGCUCACUCGUCAAGAAGGGCCCGUGGCGGGUGCCAUCCUCGGACAGCCUCAACGACCAGUGGGGCUGGCCCAGCAGCUGCCCUGCCUUGCCUGGAGCGGUCCUGGUGCCUGCCUGCACGGGGUCGGCGAUCCAGCUCUGGAGACGAUGCUACCUCCGUGGGAGCCCCGAGCGGCAGCGCGGCCUCUUCCCUGCAAUGCUCACCGACCUCACCGAGGAGCUGGAGUUGCUUCAAGAGUGUCUGAACGAUGGGCACUGGAGGGCCACGUCUCCCCCCAGCCCUGCGGAGUCGGAGGAGGCAGGAAGCCCCCUUUCCCCGUCCCGCUGAUGGUGACCACUGCUGGGAGAGGAUGUUAGGCAGCGGCUGGACUCACAUGACCGACUUCCCCGGCGUUCAGACCUGUCCACCUGCAUGUUGGCAAAGAAGCCAGUGCCCACAGGCUGUUGUGUGCAGCUCAUCUUGGAGACGGGCACCCGGAUACUGCUGGAUUUUCGGUCCCAGGCCUGGAACUUUGCCCAGCCCUUGGCAUCUACUGAGGGGUCGCAGAUAUGUUGCCCAGUUGUCCUGGUGACUGGGCAUCUCCCAGCAACAUGGCAGAGGGGACCCGCAUCUCCAGAACGAGCCCUAGAGAUGGAGCUCUCCCCUUGGUCCCAGAUCCACGGUCAUCCUGGCUCUGGGGACUGUGGAGGAGCCCUGCCCUGCUGCUAGUUAGCUGUCCCUUCCCUGCGGAUCGUGGGUGGGUCUGCAGCACCUUCCACCCACCUAGCCAGGCUGCUUCUGCUGGGUUUUCCCAGUUGGACCCCUCAAAGCAGGCAGUAGUGAGGAAUCUUUGGGGUGGGAGGACUGGAAGACCCCUGUCUCCCCUGCCCUAGAGGCUCGGAUGCAUUGUAAGCUGCUGUGUACAAGGGAGUAGGUUGGGGAGAGGGGGCGUGGUAUUUGCUGUAAUCCUGCUACCUCCAGAAGCACUUUUGAAGUCCCUGAGGAGUUUUACUGUAAUGCGCAAAAAAGCGUCCGGAAACCCUGCUCGUGCAAACAGACACACAGUUGCACCACAUGGAAAGGCAAAAAAUGUGGCGUGUACAUGCACUCCCCCAAGUCCAGGUUGCGGCUGCUGCUUUCUUGCAGAGGGACAGCAGCCGGAUCUGGGAUUGUGAGACCAUCUCUUGCAGACUCUCUUCCUUGAGCUCUAGGUCCCAUUGCAUCAGCUGCACAUCAGGCUGUUGCAUGGGCUGGUGUGGAUCUGGGACAUCCUCUCUGUCCCCCAUGGCCAGGAUCAGACUCGACCCUGUGUUACCACCUGUUCUCUGCGCUGACAAGCUUGAUGGGGUGGUGGUGCCUUACGGCUGGGAAUCUUCCUGACCCCUCUGGUGAAUUGGGCCUUCUCCAAAAGCCCAUCCUGUCUGGGAGCUUCACAGCCCAGCAAGGGGAAUCUUCCCAGCGGGGUGGAUUCAGGCCCUUGCUACUAGGAUUCAGGGGAUGGCCCCACAUGGGGAAACUUGCUGGAGUCUUUCAGGUCCUUCCAAACUCCCUGCAGCUCCCCCACUUCAGUAUAUGCAGACAUUGCUGAUGGUAGCUCAGGGCCAGUAUGUUCCUCCCUGCUUUGGGAUCUCUUUCUAACCCUAUAAAAUCUGCAGCAGAGGAAGGGAGGGGAAGGGGGAACAACCUCACUGCUGAUUAGGUGUUUCUAUUGCAGGAUUUUUUUUCUCAAGGCCCUGGCACAGUUAUCAGUAACACAUUUUGUUUAAAGCUAUUUGUAUUAUUUUAUUUUUUUAAAAAUAGCUCUAGCUAUAAUUAGUAACCGGCAGGAGAUGGGUUUCCAUUGGGCUUGAAGCACUUUAGGCAGAACCAGAGACUACACAUGGAUGAGCUUAUUCACGGUGUGUGCACAUGCACGUGCUUCUCGCCAUCUAUUUCACUUAAUAGAAAGGAUCCCUUUAAUUUCAUGGGUUAGAAAAGGAUCGGUGCAAGGAUCGAACGCCUCCCCUUCUCGCAGGGCUUGAAAGCAGUGGAGUUGCAGGAUGGGCAGAGGCAGUCACAGCUGAAAGUCCAAUGCCGCUUUGGAAAACACUGUGCCGGUUGCCUGAAAACGAUGGGGAGCCGUGCGCACUUCAUCUUAAAAACUCCUUCCAGCCCCAUGAGAGGCCUGGGGGGAAGAGCUGAGUGUCUCCAUCGCUCCUUAAAAAGAUGCCGGCCGGGGGCCUGGGCUCUCCCUUGAAGCAACUCCUUUGGUUACUUCUUAAGAAGUCUUUGGGUGGCCGCGGCGUUCGGAUCCCGCGUCCCCCGCGACGCGAGGCAGGAGGUACGUCGCGAUCCCACCGAAGGGCAUUCUGUUUUUUCCUAGUCUGUAUAUUUUUGUAGUGACGUUUCUAUUUAAGAGCCCAAUAAACGCAGUAUUUUUAAAGCUA